Molecule: messenger RNA, 2722 nt
Organism: Microtus ochrogaster (prairie vole)
Lineage: Eukaryota; Metazoa; Chordata; Mammalia; Rodentia; Cricetidae
Gene: Ubox5
Product: U-box domain containing 5
Biological process (GO): protein polyubiquitination
Cellular component (GO): nucleus
Molecular function (GO): ubiquitin protein ligase binding; ubiquitin-ubiquitin ligase activity
Source: RefSeq, a predicted model, not a curated record
GGUUCCCUUUUUCUAACUUCUGGACUGUGGUUUAAGAUGGCCUUGCUGAGGCAUGUAUCUGGAAGAUAAAAAGGUGAGGAUCUUCCAAACUCCUGAGAAAUCUGUGACAUAGUAGUAGUAUGGGAUAAGAUCUGUCACUACCAGGUGGAAAGCAAGAGGUGGCGUUGAAGCUGACAAUGAAGAGAAUUUAAUGUGGAUGGACUGGACAGCCUCUAUGUGUUCCUUCCAACUCAGUAAGCUCUGCGGAGAAAGGCGGUCCAUGGGCUGCUGUCCUAGGCUCAGGCUUCAGUAAUGUUCUCGUGGAGCUGGCUACCAGUGACCAACUUGGAGCAGCUCUAUGACUUUUGACUAGAAGGUUCUUCUUACACGGGCUGUUUCUGAUGCUUGGAAGCUAUUCUUUCAGCCACAAAGAUGGUAAUAAAUCUUUGCCUCCCACAGUUCAGACCAAGAAUUCACUGCAAUAAGGUGUCAGCUGAUGGUUAUGAAGUAGAAAAUCUCAUCUCUGAAGACCUCACAAAGAGAAGCCAUGGCUUUAGGACAGAGUACUUCAUUAGACCUCCAAUCUAUGUGACAGUUUCCUUUCCCUUUAACGUAGAACUCUGUAGGAUUAAUAUAGAUCUCACAGCGGGCGGAUGCCAGAAUGUCACUGGCCUGGAAUUAUACACAUCUGCCUUAUCUAACAGAGCUUCUCUGGGUUCACACGAGUGCUGGACUACAGACCCAAUGGAGCUGUCUGUCCCAGACAAGGAGGCAUUCACCUUGGUAGGCAAAGUCCUGCUGAAAAACCAGAACCACGUGGUGUUCAGCCACCGGGGCUUCAAGGCCAGGCCACCUUUUAGCCCAAUGGAAGUCACACUCCUCUCUCCUGCUGUUGUAGCCCAGGAGCUCUGGAAUAAAGGGGCUCUUUCCCUUAGCCAUGUGGCCCAUCUCAAGAUCGGAAUCACCCAUGUGACAGGCAGUGGCAUCUCUUGCAUAAAGCGUUUAGAGGUGUGGGGUCAGCCAGCCAAGACCUGCUCUCAGGAGGUAAUCAAUAGUGUCUUGAUAGCAUCAGGAAGCGUGCCGAAGGACUUGGGUCUGCACACCCCAGCCUCGCCCAUGGAGAGUGACUGUGACUCUGGGGGUCAGUCUGAGGGCCAGGAGCCUCCCUGUCUCUUGCAGGAGAUGUCGGAGGUGGUUGAUGAUGUGCCUGAGGAGUUCCUAGAUCCGAUUACCCUGGAGAUCAUGCCAUGCCCCAUGCUGCUGCCCUCAGGCAAGGUCAUUGACCAGAGCACCCUGGAGAAGUGUAACCUCAGUGAAGCUACUUGGGGCCGAGUGCCCAGUGACCCGUUCACAGGGUUAGCCUUUACCCCACAGUCCCACCCGCUACCUCAUCCCUCCCUGAAGGCCCGGAUCGACCGUUUCCUACUCCAGCACCCUAUUUCUGGCUGCCAUCUGCUUGGGAGAGCACAAACUGCAUCAGCAAUGACCCCUUCUGUCAUUACCCUGCCCUCAAGGAAAAGAAAGCAGGAGCAGGCUGAACACAGCCUUGGCAUGAAUGCCGCUUCCUCUCCCACAAGCCCUCUGCUCUCACCCACUACCUCAGAGCCCACUGCUAAGAAGAUGAAAGCCCCCAGUGAACUCGGCCUGACGGAUAUGGACUGUUCAGCAGGUCCAGUGUCCCAUGAGCAGAAGUUGUCGCAGAGUUUGGAAAUCGCCUUGUCUUCCACCCUUGGCUCCAUGCCUUCCUUUACUGCCCGUCUCUCCAAGGGGCAGCUCCAGCAGCUGGGCACAAGAGGGAGCAGUACUGCCAGGAGGCCAGACACUAGCUACGAGCACCCCAGGAGUGUCUGUGGUCCAGCGUGUGCCUCCUGCAAAAGAGCGUUUUCCUCCUACUGCACGAAGGAGCCUGUGUACCAGCUGCGCUGUGGCCACCUCCUGUGCCGACCCUGCCUGAGUGAGCAGCAGCGCUCCCAGCCCAUGAUGUGUGCAGCCUGCCAGCAGCCAGUCGCCAGCCAGGAUGUGCUGAGGGUCCAUUUUUGAGGGACCAGCCUCAACUGAAGAAGCCCCAUUUUGUGGGAGACCUGCAGGUGGCCCAGAGCUCAGUCCUGAGGCUUAGGGAAUCUGCUUUCAGAGUUCCCGGGGGACUUUUCCACGGAGGUGGCCAGUAGGGGAUUGUCACCGUUCUCCUACACACCACACCACCAGUGCCUGCUGUGCUGCCCCUUCGUGUGAGACACCAGGGUCUGCACAUCGCCACUCCACGUCUGAGCUGCCCUGCCAUGCGCUCUGUCCUUAGCCGCACAACUACAGAGGGCAUGGCUUGGGGCAAGAACCUCCCCACAACCUCUCAUGGUCUCCGGAGUAGCCCACUUCUCACUCAGCCUUUACCCUCAGUGUGAGUGUUGGGAGCUAUGUCUGCCCCCAAAGAACUCUGCAGCUCUACCAGAGGUGCCUGUCCUGCUCUGUUGGACAACAAGGUCUGAAAGCCUUUGGGGUGGGCAGGACCUAGCCUGAGUCCAGUGGGGAACCAUCCCACACCCUUAAUAUGAUUAAGCUUUUCUCUUCAAGAUUUGACCCCCACCCCCACCCUUGCCAGCACCACAGAGCUCUGGUUUUCUUCCCUAGAACGCAAGAAUGAAAGCCUGGUGUAGUGCAAGCGUAAAGGCCAGCCUGGGCUCUGUAGCAAACACUGUCUCAAAGACACAAAAAUAAAAAGAAAUACGUGAUUUGGCCCCAUGGCGUU